UUUGUGAUUAUGAUAAACGGGGAAUAUGAAUGAGCAAAAAAACUGUUGUGAUUAAGUUUUUGCGUCAGUGCUUAAAUGGAGGCCCUAGGAACGAAACCUUCGGAUCAACAAAUUCAAACGUUAACAGCGAAUGGAAACACUAUACAAUACGUAACUGAUGGUGACCCCGAGCAGGCGGCGGUCGCAGUUCUGCAAGCUGUUUUUGGAAACUCUACUUCUCUUAUUUCAAAUUCCAAAAAUGAAAGCAAUAUGCAAGUUACUGGAAGCGAAUCUAGCGUCCUAAAGUUUCCAAGUCCGAUCUCAAAUGGUAAAUAUGGUCACCACGGGUCUAGUUUCUACGAGGAGAUAGUUUCCAGUGAUGCAGUAACUAGUAGUCUUACUUCUUCGAAUAUAAGUCAUGUUACUAGUUUAGCUACAACGGAAUCGUCAGGUGUUCCGACGCAAAUUGUUGCUCAAAGUGGCAAUACAUUUCUCGUGCAAAGUAAUAAUAUUGAUUCAGAAGCGGCACCGAUAACUCACACCACACGUGCAUCUCCUAUCACGGUGCAGUGGUUGUUGGAUAACUAUGAAACAGCCGAAGGGGUAAGUUUGCCGAGAUGUGCUCUUUACUACCAUUACUUGAAACAUUGCAAGGAAAAUGAGCUAGAACCGGUGAAUGCCGCUUCAUUCGGAAAACUCAUUCGAUCAGUUUUUCUGGGAUUGAAGACUAGAAGACUGGGAACUCGUGGAAAUUCGAAGUAUCACUAUUAUGGCAUCAGAAUCAAGCCUGGAUCACCGCUGAAUAAUGUGCCUCUAGACUUUUUGUAUCAACCAACUCAUUCGAAGAUAGGCCAAUCUAGCGAUACGCGAGUAAAUUUAACAGCGAAUAGAGAGCAGCUAUCCCGUACUUAUGCAGCUGAGGAUAAAAGAAUGCAGACUGGAGGCGAUGCAUUGUCAAAAAAUAGCAUCACCGCUGGAAAGGGAGCAGCGAACAGGGAACCAAAUCAUUCGAGGGUUGAAAUUGGCUCUUCUGUAAAUGGUAGCGCGGAGAAAGCUGAUGCGGCUAGAAGUUCAAAUGUUGCUACGGUUGCUGGUUCAGCCGGAUCUUUUAGUGGAGAUCAACUGUCUCGCUCUGCUGGAGAAAGCGACAAGUUACCCAGUGCUUCGACUCCAUCAGCGGGUCUGAUGAAGCAAUACAGGCAGUACUUGGGCGAAAUGUCAUUCCCGGGAAGCAAUACAGCAGAUAAUCUUCCUUUUGCAGAUUUCGACGAUUCUUGUCUCCCAGAAGGUGUUUUGUCUGCAGAUCUGAGCCUUUUUCAAAAUCUCUACAUAUCACAUUGCGAGGCCAUAAAAAGAGCGGUAAGCGAAAUGCUCCUGGGGGAAGUUGAAAGCUACUGGAUGAGUUUUUGGAAGCGCGUGUCCACUGCCAAGAGUGUAGUGUCGGUGAAUAGUGGCAAAGUGGAGGAUGGUCCGUGGGAUGUUUCAUGGCGGCAUGAAGGCACUUUCAGUAACUCGGCAUCGGCUUUGGACGCGAAUGGUCUUGACCUGAGGCUAAGCAAACCGAAGCUGAUUAAUUUGUCUAAAUGUGAAGUCGUGUGGGAUUUUGUGAAGAGAGCGGAUGAACUGCUCUACCAGACUCUGGUUGACUUUCUGGUAGUCAAUGUUCUCAGGCCCAUUCCGUCACCACUAACACAAGCUAUUCGCAACUUCGCUAAAAACCUCGAGGCUAAAAUGAAGGAAGCUCUUGGCUCUGAUUAUUGCGUGGGCCUUAUAGACGCUAAGUUAUCGCGCCUUAAUGCCUUUUCUCAAAUGCUGCGACGAUACACGUCUCUCAAUCAUUUGGCACAGGCUGCCAGGGCUGUUUUGCAGAAUUCGGCACAAAUCACACAGAUGCUUGCUGAUCUGAAUCGAGUAGACUUUCAGAAUGUUCAGGAUCAAGCGCGCUGGGUGUGUGAUUGCGACGAGGCUCUCAUCGGAGAAAUUGAGAGCGAUUUCAAGCAGUCGCUUCAAAUGGAGAGGACGCUUGAACAGUGGGCCAGGUGGCUGGAAGGCGUAGUAGAGAAAGUGCUACACGAGAGCAGAAGCGACUGUAAUGUCGGAGAACAGCAGCACCGAAACACGGUCACACGACAGCGCAUUCCCGAAGAAGUUGUCCGCUUCACUAAUAAAGCAAGACGCUUUCUUCUGCACUGGUCGUUCUACAGCUCAAUGGUGAUUCGGGACCUGACUCUGAGAAGUGCGGCAUCAUUCGGCUCCUUUCACCUCAUCCGACUAUUGUAUGACGAGUAUAUGUUCUACUUAGUGGAGCACAAGGUCGCGAAAGUGCAGGGCAAAACAGCAAUUGCAGUCAUUGCACAGAGCAAGGACAACAAAGCUGCUUCUGCGACUGGUCAACGGAUUUCGUCUAUUAUCAAUGACAAUGCCUUCUCUGAAUCUGAAGUUGGAAAGGAUAAUGAUGAUGCUAGGUUCUCUGAAGGUGUGUUGGAUGCGUCAAGGUUGUCAAACAUGAACAGAUCUUUCAAUGUUUCGGCAUCAAAUCACCAGUACUCAAGCGCAUCAUUUGAUCAUGAUGGGCACUUGAAAGGCUCAGUUGGUUCACUAAGCGCAAGCGAGGCUACUGGACAAGGGCUUGAUUUGAUGGGAGAUGAUUACUCAAUGGCUUCGUCACUACUGUCUGCACGAACAGAUGUAUUCUAUCAACGGCAGCAAGCUGCCCCUAUCAAAUCUGAGAUGAAAAGUUCAAUCGAAAGAACCGAUAAAUCAAGCGUGCAUGGCCAGACUGCUCGUUCUAUACCCUCUCAUUCACUUCUCCAAUCCAACAUCACGGUGACGGGCGCCUUUGGACAAAGUCUGGGUGGCACUUCCGGGACUAUGAGCAGGGAUUCCAAUGCUAUGCUGGGAUCCAGUUUCACACGAGUGAUACAGCACAACCCAAUGCAGUACCAGAACUCUUCGCUCCUGCAGUCGGCGGGUGCCGGAGGGUCGAAUAAUGUUCUGAUGUCGUCUACAGUUUACGAGCAUGAUAGCAGUGAUCUGAAUGAGGAAUUCGAGGACUGUGAGUCCGAUACGGAAGAUACCAUUGAUAUGACGAGGGCUGAGAUGAGUCUGGCACAACAUCAUUUCCACGACGCAAUCCAGGGCGAUGUGCAAUACUUGCUAGAUCAUUCCAAUAGCGACUCAAUGUUGAACUACGACAUGACGUCGCUUUCUGGGGUAUCCAUGGCCAUGACACACAGCCCGCCCACUUUAACGACAAGCAACACUCACGAGGGGGGAUUCGAAGGAGUCGGGGGCGACGAAUUGGUAGAUGUGAAACCAACAGGAUCUGUUCUCUUUGGGAACUGAUGAUGACAGCUGUGAUCUACUAACAAUCAAAAGCUGCGUACUGCAAUCGAAUGCUAAUGAUGGACUCUACAGUAUCUGUCCCGGCUUUGUUCAUCAGGCAGCAGUCGAACAAGUAGACUCGAUAGAAUCAGUUCAUAAUCCCUUUUAUGUCUGCGUGUCUUGUGAAGAAACAAUUCGUACAGCGAUUUCCCUUUCAAAUUUUACAAAUUAUAUCAGAAAUAACUCGCAAUCGCAGCCAAAAAAAUACUAACAUAUCAAUUUUAGUAUCUUUUUGAAAUUUUUAAAAUAAACUUGAACUUAAUAUUAGAAUGUUAGUCAUUGUUUCAUCCCUUUGUAGUUGUAUAUAUAAUAUAUAAAUGAA
Messenger RNA from Symsagittifera roscoffensis, 3685 nucleotides. Its product is annotated as DNA-binding protein RFX2-like. The transcript is spliced from 11 exons. The record is from RefSeq and is a predicted model, not a curated record. Gene Ontology annotation, molecular function: RNA polymerase II cis-regulatory region sequence-specific DNA binding; DNA-binding transcription factor activity, RNA polymerase II-specific. The coding region runs from base 76 to 3324 and encodes 1082 amino acids. NCBI's taxonomy places the organism in Eukaryota, Metazoa, Xenacoelomorpha, Acoela, Convolutidae. Gene Ontology annotation, biological process: regulation of transcription by RNA polymerase II.